Gastrolobium bilobum is the source of this 841-nucleotide messenger RNA. RefSeq names its product lachrymatory-factor synthase-like. Lineage: Eukaryota; Viridiplantae; Streptophyta; Magnoliopsida; Fabales; Fabaceae. The transcript has 2 exons. The coding region runs from base 102 to 677 and encodes 191 amino acids. The record is from RefSeq and is a predicted model, not a curated record.
AGUGUGAUAGUGUAUGGUUGACACUAGACAACAUUGGAAACCCUUUCGUUCUUCCCCUUGUUGUUGUUGUUGUUGUUUAGCUUUCACUGUUUUGCAGAGAAAUGGAACAAGAUUCGCAUCAAAGAUGGGAAGGUAAGGUUUCAGCGAAGCUCAGAAGCACGACUUCAGAACAAGCAUGGCAACUUGUGAAGGACUUCUUUAAUAUCCACAAACGGUUCCCUACCCUUGCCACAUGCUACGGGAUCCACGGGUCUAACGGUGAGCCCGGCUGCAUACGAUACUGUGCGGGCUCCUCCAUCCGAUCCAACGGCUCCGAAAGCGUGAGCUGGUCAAAGGAGAGGCUUGUAGCCGUUGAUGAUGUUGACCGGAGCCUGAAGUAUGAGAUUGUUGAAAGCAAUAUUGGGUUCAAAUCAUACGAGGCAACCAUGAGGGUCCUUAACGAUGAUGAUGGGUCAGAUGGAUGCAUGUUAGAAUGGUCCUUCGUGGUUGACCCUGUCGAAGGAUGGGUGCUCGAGGAUCUUGUUAGGAAGUACCAGACAACACAGUUAUUGCUCCAUUUUCAUUGGUUGGUCUCAUGGAGUGGAGUGUGCAACGGCUGCACCAUAGAUAUUUCCCAACCCUUUAUGCCAUAUGUGCCUAUAAGCUAUAAUGCUCGCUUAUUUUUUAAGCUAUUGUGAUAAGCUUACCAAAGGAAAAAGCUGAGGUGAUUAAGAUAUUGAUUCGAUUAGCCUAGCAAAAGCAUUAUUUGAUCAUUUUUCCUUUUAAACUCUUACCAGAUUUCCUCUAUUUUUCUAUUCUCCUUCACUGCUUCUUUAGAAGCAACUGUACUAAUGUUAUGUUA